Messenger RNA from Manacus vitellinus (golden-collared manakin), 1373 nucleotides. RefSeq lists its product as uncharacterized. The coding region runs from base 384 to 1037 and encodes 217 amino acids. Lineage: Eukaryota; Metazoa; Chordata; Aves; Passeriformes; Pipridae. The record is from RefSeq and is a predicted model, not a curated record. The transcript is spliced from 3 exons.
AAAGGAAUCGAUCGGGAGAUGCCGGCAAAAGAAGUUGGUGAAAGCCGGGCCGGAAGGGCCGGGAGCUGCGCGCCGCCGGCUCCAUCACACGCCGGGAGCAGCUGAACUUUGUGGGAUGACUGAAAACACCCACAGGAUCCUGUCUCUCUGGUUUUCAUCAGUGAGUAGCAUCAGGGAGAGACGGCUGAGGAACAAAAAUGAUAUCAGGCAAAACCAUUCCAACAUCUACUUUUUCCUAAGGAACUUCAUGCCCAUAGGGGUUCUCUAUGGGCAUUUCCAGGAGUGAGACUGAGGUACCACAGAUGCAUCCCUACCGGAUCAUGUAAGAAUUCUCAAAUUAAAAACCUACCCCGUCAAGACCUUCUCUGCCCGGUUUGCAGUACAUGGUUUGGUGUAAGUACAGCAAUUCUCGCCUCUUUCUCUCCUUUUUAAGUCUCUUGAGCUUGGAGAUCUCUUUCCUCGUUGCAAUUAUGAUUAUUUGCAACAUCAGUGCCAUCAAAGAUUGGAGCACUUUCCUCUCCCAGAUCCUCCCCAGUGUUAACAAGACUCUGAACUUGGUACAGCAAGUGGAAGCCACCACCAGCUCGGUGGUAAGUGUCCUCCAGGACCCUGAGCAGGACAACUACCUGUCCAAUAGCCAGUCCAUGAACUCCAGCAACUUCACAGCUGGCCUGGACCACUUGUUCCAAUACUCAUACUCGGACAAUGACCAGCUCUACAAGGAGUACAAACCCCCUCCUCGAGAUGCCAUUCCUCUGCCCAAGGCUGUCCUCUACCUUCUCAUGGCAGCCCUGGUGGUGGUGGCAGUGGCGUACGCCAUCGUCGGGCAUCUCAUCAAAGACCUCAUUUACGACUUUGUAGACUGGAUCUUUGGCCCCAACCCGGACGACAACAGCAACAAGAGCGACAUCAACUGCAUCAGCAACAGCGUCAACGAGAUGAGCGAGAUGCCCGAGGCGCCGCGGCACCGGGACCGGCAGCCCCAGGACGUGGUCAUUGCCAUCGGCGAGACUUGCCACCUGCCACAGCAGACGUGACCGGCGCGACGUCCGGGCCAGGCGGGAUGGAGCAGCGGGAUGGAGCAGCAGGAUGGAGAGCAGGAAUGGAGCAGAGGGAUGGAGCGGAGGGAUGGAGCAGUGGAACACUGCAGCAGCCACCUUGCAGGACCGGGCACUGAGAGGAAGGGAUGAGCAGAGCCGGCACUGCGGAGCAAAGCCCUUCUCCCGCUGGCUUUGCCUCUAAGGACCUUGCUGGGGUGGGUGGCAUUGCCCCUUCUCCCAGGCUUGUCAGCCCUGUCCUGACAUCUGCCCGUGGGUUUGUGACCCCUUCUUUGUUCCCUGUGAAUAGCAAAAAAGAAAAAGCAAAUGCAAAAU